ACGGUGAUCCGUACUGUCCAUUGAGUCAUGUAAGCAAUCUGGCAUCGCUACAUGCCCUGCGGUCACGAUCAUGCCAUUUAUAUUUAAAUACAGAUGUAAAUAUGUCAGAUGACCAUCAUCAUGAAUCAGUACAGCAAAAAAACCCAGACGAACUCUUGACCAGACAUCCACACAUCGUAGGUAAUACAGGACUGCACGGAGCAGGCCAUAUUCAGGAGGACACUUAGUGGCCCUUACUAGCAGUGACAAAAACAUAAUACAGUGUCUAAUAACAUUUACUGAGUAUCAUAAGUAAUUCCAUUUAUUUAGUAUCGGUACGAAUAAUACGUAAUAACGGAAAAGAACGAAGUCAUUCUAUAAGAUUACAGCAGGGGUAAUACCAACAUAAAAGUCGCCGACAUGGAUAUACCUUCACUGAUACUCACAUGUUUUUGUCUGUCGUUGUCGGUUUAUUUCUCCUACUGUCAGAGUAACCAAAAUUGUAAUAUUGAUAAAUUUGAGGUCCAAAAGGACUUCAAUGAAUCAGCGUUUGAAGGUUACUGGUACGUAAUAUCAGCUAACAGGCAGUUUAAUCCUUUUCAAGUUGCAAUGUCCAACAGUAAUGGCGGGGGAAUGAAUUCAGGUUUCAUGGGAGCAGGUUCGGGUAUGUUUUCCGGAUUCAAUGUUGGAAUGCCACGACAGAUGCCAUUGGCAAUGCAACGCCAGCUGAGAAAUCUUCGCUACUAUUUCGAAAUGACGUCAGAAAAUGGCACAAUGUUCACACUAGCAUCUGGAACUGUAAUGGGAAAUCGAUGCUUCUACGCACACGGCGUAAAUAACCCGCCAAAUGUGUCCAUUCCAGCUAAGACCGACUAUUCAUUCCAAGGCAGCUUGUUUCCUAUUUGGGUGAUCAGUACGGACUAUGUAGGAUACGCAGUUAUCUACUCUUGCUGGGAUACUAACGUGAACGGCGAAUGCAGUGAUAACAGCGCCCAUGUCCUUACUCUCAAUCGCGUCAUGGAAGGCCACACUCCUGCAGAACUUGCUAAAGUUGAGGAAACCAGUACGUACGUGUGUGUUCCACCGACAUCCCUGCGGUCUGUCCUUCACAACGGUGGUUGUGCUUUCAAUGCCUCAUAUUUCCCACUGGAUGAAUUCUCUAUCAUGAAUGACAUCAAUUACUUUCCAGUGGGUUAGGUUUCUUUUGUCUACAGAAAAUAGACGUUUAUCAAUCACUCGAAUGUAACAUCAUGUGAAAUAAUAUGCUGCAAUGGAUUUCAUUAAUUUCCUGCCAAACUCCGGAAUACAUUUAUUUGGUAACAUUGAAUAAAGCAAAUUUCCAGAAUUGAAGGUACAUUAGCUGCGCAUCAUAUUGACCACACCUGGACAGUACAUUGACAUUGCUAAAAGACAAACAUUGAUUUCUUAUUUCCCAGUCGCUUUAUAUAUGAGUGAUAGCCAACAUAAAACAUAUGAAUCCCUUCAUUAAAUACGUUUCAACGUUUUCCCUAACACCCUCUGUUAAUGUACAUGUGUGUAUAAAAUCCCAUUCGAUGUCUUGCAACGUAGAUAUUGAUGUCUUUCAUUCUCAAAUAUAACAUCGAAGCAGAUUAGGGGUUAAUUGGUUCAUAUGAUCUUGUGUUUUUGAUGUUUUGUUUUUGGCCUUGUUUUAGUACAUGUAUUCUAAAACACUCCAGAAUAGUAAUUCGUGUAACAAGUAUCGCCAAUAAUGUUGUUUUUUAUACCAUCUUUACAUUAAAAUCAUGUCCAUCAUAUGAAAAAAAAGUAAAGUGCCAAAAGACACUUUAAUAUAACCUUAAUGUUUCAUGAAAGAAUUUCAAUAAAUGUAAAUAAAGCUUAACUUUAUUGAAACACGCCUAAAUGAUGCUGUGGUAAAACAAAAUAGUAAAAGUGUUAUUACUGAUGACGAUUCUAGAUAAUUCAAUAUAUUUUGUCAAAUUUCAAUAAAUGUAAUUGAUUUCAAAUUUACAGAAAUGCAAAACGAUAUGUUUCUCUUUGCCAAACGUAAAAGAGCAGAAAUCCUGGUAUUAUUGAUAAACUGUCAACCUUUUAUCUAUGAAUAAAAAGGAACAUAAAGUUAAGGGUUCAAACAGAGUCAUCUGUAUUCGGCUGGGUUGUUUUUUGUUAAAUGAAAACUGUUGUCAUUCAGUGGUCAGAAGAUGUCGAGAAACUCAAACAGUACACUGUGAAUGAUUCGUAUAUAUAUAUAGCUAGGAAUGUAAUGUCCUCAAUCAAAAUGGUGUUGCAAUGGAUUUGCCGGAUGGUACUUCCUGCGAAAUUUGGAAAACGAAAUUCCUCUUCAGAUAUUUGAUUUUGAAGAGGGUCUUGGUGAUUUGUAGUCGUUGCUUUGCACGCGUCGUUUGGCUAUUCUUUACGACAUCUGACCGGGAAACAAUCUGUCUUUCACGAAAUCCAAGUUUCUUUGCGUAAUAAAGACACUUCUGUUUUGCUACUGAUGAUGGGUUGCUUGACGGGCGUCAUUUCAAGUCCCUUUGAGUCAGCAAAUCUGUCCUUUUCGGUGAUCCUUUUACCAUUAGGUGUUAUGGCACGUUCAUUCACUUUACCUUCGGCUUGACAGGAACUUUCUCAGAGUCGCCUUCAACGAUUGCUCAGCUGAGAUAAUCAGAUCACUGGUGAGAUCCAUGCCGCCUGCAAGUGCUUGGUUGCCCACAGUUUGAAUCAUGAAUUUGUUGAUGAUAUGCCUGUUUGUUUGAAUAUAGGCUUCAUCUAUUCAUCGAGCCCCCAAAUCAUGCUUUCCAAGCCGUUUUAAAUCGUCCCGCGUAAUUGACGUUGUCUUGAUCUUUCCUCUAAGCUACCCUUUCUGAAAAUAAACAAUAUUACCCUUGUG
Mizuhopecten yessoensis (Yesso scallop) is the source of this 2848-nucleotide messenger RNA. Its product is annotated as retinol-binding protein 4-like. The coding region runs from base 400 to 1176 and encodes 258 amino acids. Lineage: Eukaryota; Metazoa; Mollusca; Bivalvia; Pectinida; Pectinidae. The record is from RefSeq and is a predicted model, not a curated record. The transcript has 2 exons. Gene Ontology annotation, molecular function: retinoid binding; retinol transmembrane transporter activity.